Molecule: messenger RNA, 8002 nt
Organism: Pocillopora meandrina
Lineage: Eukaryota; Metazoa; Cnidaria; Anthozoa; Scleractinia; Pocilloporidae
Source: the annotation of a GenBank genome assembly
AUGGGUGAACAACUGACUGGAAGUCUGGCGGGAAUCCUAUCAACAGGGAACCCAUCGAGUAAAGAUCAACCGGUGGGAAAUACGUCGACAAGAAACUUGUUAGAUGGAAUUUUAUCAGCCUCCGGUGUAAAUGGAACCAAACAAAUUUCUAAUUAUUCGACAAACCUAGGGGAUACUGGUGCAUCCAUGUUUCCUACCUCGCUCAACGACGGUCUAACCUCUAAGGAAGAUCAAAGUGGUAUCAUCACAAACGUUUACAGACAACAAUCAAAUUUGGAUAGGAAAAAUACAAUUUAUUGGCCUCCACCUGGCUUUUUCAGCCCAGAAAUAGUCGAAAAUUUUAGGAAAGUUUCAGGUCAAUCCUCAGCUGUUAAAAAGACAGAUAUUAGUCAACAAUCCUACCCGCACAUUCGUAACCUUCAGAAACCUAUGGAUCACAGCAAACUUAGCUACCAACGGUAUUCUAGCUUUCCAUGGUACUCAAGCUACCAACAACAAGGAUGGAAGCGUGGAUACCCAGCAAGCCCUGGUUACCAAGUAAAUUAUCCGGGAAUGAUGCCAAAGAGUGCUUUUCCAGUCGUGAAAGGCGUUCGCGAUAGAGUCCCUGCAGAUCAGGAGAAGAACGUUCAAGUGACAAGUUAUUUCCGAGACAAUGAUAAAGCUAUGCAGGGUAAAUUUCACGGUAUGCUGUCUCCUCAGCCAUCUUCGAUGCAAAUGAAACUUCCCAUCAAAACUGUCACAAAGAGUACAACCCCUUUCGCUCUUCCGAAUGAUAUUCCGACUUCCGGCUCUGGUAGCUCGGGGUCUGGAUUUGACGAAUCUUACGACAUGGAUGAUACCGCUGACUUAAAAGAACCAGAGCCGGAAUUUGAUGAUACGGCUGACCUGAAAGAGCCAGAGCCGGAAUUCAGCGAAAGUGGAAGCGGAUAUGACGAAAAGGACUUCAGAGACGAUAUUUCCAAAGUGGCAUUCAUGUUAGCAGGCACGAAUGAUAACCCAAAUAUGCCUCCAUUUCCAGUGCCAGGCCUUCCCAUGAACUUGACACGGCAACAAGCCAUUGAUAUAUAUAAAUCAGCCUUGUACUUCGCUGGUCUGCUGCAAGGAGAUGGUGAGUAGUUGACACGAUGUGCGAUGAGACUUUUCGUCCAUCAAUAGCGAACAAUUGAGCAAAAGACAAACUAACUGUUCGAAGAGUUUUCUUCGACAGAAAUUUCGGUAGAAAUAAAAAAUUGAGUGAUCGAAGAUCACUUCCCAAAAAACAAUUUACGGCUCAAACAAAUAAAAAAUGAAUAAAGAUCAAAACUGUAAGACCCAUUUCCCGGCAUAACUAUUGAUUAAUAGUUUUUUCGCAUUUUUGCAUGGUCUCAUCGCCUUUGUGUUUUCCCUACAAGAUAUUCUGACAGAGACUUUACUCUUGAGAUGACAGCAACCAACUCCAGACAGAUGAAGACAACAACAACUCUUAGAGGGACACAUUAUAAAUGACAGAACCAUCGCUUAAGUCAUUUUAUGUACAUCACAGGGAUAAAAGACAAAUCAUCAUGAAAGACAAAUCCACUUUUUAAGCGCUUCGAAUUCUCUAUGAAUUUGACGAGCUGUUCAGAGUGAUCAUGAGGACACCACAUGAAUUAGACGCUACGUGGACAUUCCGUGAACAGCAUCUUACAAUGAUCCACUACGAUAACUGAAAACAAACUUUGGUGACAGAGAAGGUGGUUCAGGUUCACGCCUUCGACUGUACUGAGUGAGUCAGGAAAGUACGACGGAAGACAUGACAUGUACAUUCACUUGAGAAAGCUACAAACCGACAGCCCAUUACGUACUGAAUGAAUGUAAAAAUAGAAAUAAAAAUGACAAAACUUUAGCUUAGUACUUUGCUACAAACUACUGUCUACCAAACCUAAGCAUUUUUAUAACGACUCUUUCACCUUCUGUAGUUUAGCUGUUUUAUUCAGCAUGAUACGUCAUCUUAAUAUGUUCCAACUUGCUUUGUUUUAGAUAGCAAUGAUAUUGACAAAGCAGGAUCAGGUGAUGAAGCUGUAGACGAAGGUACUGAUGACGACGACAGUGAGGACGAUGACGAAACUAUAAGUGACAAUGACGUCAAGGAAGCUCUUGCUGCUUCAAGCGGGGAACUGAUCGCUAGUGGCCAGGAAAUCAGUGACGCAGAAGCAUCUGGCAGCGAAUCAGAGUUACCUAUUGAAAGAUCAGAUAGUAAAGACAAUGAUGUGGUCCAAGGUGAUGAUGACAAAACGAAAAUCGAUUCAGAGAAACUUGCCAGCGAGCCUCAAAAGGAAGUUAAAGAAGCACAAGCAAUUGAUAAAACUUCUAAUAAAGCUGACAGUGACAGUGUUAAAGAUGAAGAAGAUGGUCAGAAGGGACAAAACGAGGAAGAACAACCUGAAACAGUCGAGGACAUUGAUGCAGAUGUGCCCCCACCACUUGAUAGUGACACGCAAAGAAGUGAUUCCGCUGCUCAAGAAAAUGAAAAUCCCCCUAUAGACGACACCAAACAAAUGACCGAGGUGCAGUCAAAAUAUGCUGCUGAUCAGCAACAAGAAAAAGCCUUGGCCUAUCUUGCCAAUAGUAAGAGUUAAGAGUUUUUGUAAAAUUAAUGAGGUUGUCGAAUGUUGUCCAAUAUCUGUUUGUGUAUUACAUUCUACAUCUAGCUUAAACUUGACCUGAGGCUUGCUUCGUUGCUAAACAUCAGUAAAUCAUCGUCAGAUGCAGUGUCUUAAACGUUUGAAUUAUAUUUUUUUAUCUUAAACUUACCAUAAAAACAAACAACAACAAAAAAAAAGACUUUUUUACGCAAGCACUCCAAGGAAAACAAACAAAAAAAAUAAGUAUCAAGAGCAAACCUGGCGGAAGAUUACGCCUGGCUAAGGCAAGAUCGCAUUCGGUUUGUAACUGCAAUAUGGUUAUCGUGAAUGAGCGUUGCCUCAUAAGCGCCAUCGAACUAUUUUGGCCGAUUUUGACAAAAGUUGAUUCCUGUCUUACCUCUCUUUUCAGCUCGUCAAAGUGGAGUCUUUUCCGCCCCAUCUCAAAGAGCCAUCAUAUGCAAAGACACGAUACAGAAAAUAUCUUGCCCGCCCGAACAUAGGAUAAGGGUGUUAAAUGCUGAUUUUGGUGACAUGGGUGAUGUCGGUUGCCUAAAGGAAAACAAUCCAAUGCCGGUGGGAUUCUGCCGCACUCCUGGAACUUACGAAAAGGUGAAGAAACGGUGUGAUGGUCUGGAAGGCUGUGAUUUGGCUGCGAGUAAUGACUGGUUUGGCGAUGCGUGCCCGGACGCUAACAAGUAUUUGGAUGUCAACUACGACUGCGUGAAUAAUCCGGGUAAGUAAACUGAUGGGUAAAAUGAGGUCUGUAUUCGAGACUGCUUUAAAUAUCCUCCGGCAGCUUAUCUCGAUCAGGAGAAGUGACACGAAGUAUUGCUAUUCGCACAUGGAUUGGAUGCUUAUCCACCCGAGGCUACCCCUCCUAGAAUUUCGGUUUCUGACAGAUUACUUGUACCCACUUAUUCUCCCCCGGUCCACUCUCCUGGGUGGAGAGUGGACUGGGGGAGAAAAUGACCUCUCUCCAAGUACACAAAUAAAUGACCCGGAGCGGGGCUUGAACCUAGAGUCCAGUCCAGUUCUUCCCAGCUAUAAUUCUACCGCAUCUCCAAAGCCUGGAGGGGCAUUCGAUUUUGGGCGGCAGUGAAUUACAAUAAACAAGUGUUUUUUUGAAAUCCAAGUGAUAAGGCAGAAGCACCACUCUUUUACAGACCCGAGGAGUUAGAUUUCCUUUUGAGAAGAAUAAGACUGAGUUUCUCAAAUAUUUCGGAUCUGGAAUGUCCCGUUAUGUCGAAGUCAAAAAUAACUUUCUCCCAGUUCUGCUAUUAAGCCCUAAUGAGCAGCAAAGUACUCCUGGUUGACAAUUGAAUUAACUCAUCAGUGUGACAGGUUAAAAAAUGAAGCUUUGUUCGAAGUUUUUUCUUUUUUAUGUCUCUUUUCAUCACUCUGCAAAGGUGUGAUACAGAGAAAGGGCUAGAAAUUAAGAAGGCUGAUGAUGUUUAGUUGUUGUCUCAGAUGUUUAGAGGCUGUAGAUGUUGUCCACAGGUUCUUAAAAGGCUCUUCCCUUCGGCAAAGAAUAUAAUGGCACUUUUAAACGAUUACUGGUUAAAGAGUGAAAAUGAAUCGUUUGUUAUGGUACUUGCCAAGAGAUUAUAAUUUCUUGUUCUGGCUAUGAACUUAAAAAAAGACUAAAUAAUUAGAGGAAAACCCAGGGAUUUUAAAUUUGCAGUGGAGAUAAUCUUCAGGAAUGUUCUUUUCGAAAAGUAACUAUAUAACUAAUUUUUAGUAUAGAAAUUGCCAAACAGAAAAAAAGCCUGAAUAUUUCCUGAAACCUUGGCCUACAAUAACUCUAGAUCUUUCUCUUGCGUCAACUGAGCGUUCAUUCCUUUUUUCUUGCUAUUUGCGUAACCGGGGCGAAAAUAUAUUUGGGCUCGAUAAAUCAAUUAACACGCCCUGCUUUGAGCGCGUAAUGUCAUCCCAAAAGAGUUAUUAUGACUUGAUUUUCAUCAACCAAUCACGUGGAGUUAAAAUUAAUAUCUACCCGCAAAACAGACACUUAGGGGAAAUACGUAACCUGACAUAAAAAUAAACAUUUUGUAGAUUGGAAGCUUUGAUCUGGAUGAAACUUCGGGCUACAUGAUGAGGAAUUCCGAAGUGGAAAUUUUUGCAAUUAUUUCUGUUGCGUUUUUAAAUUUUGCUUUUGCAGGUAUUUCAACUCGAGUAUCGAAUACCAAAUUGGCUAGAUUUUUUUUCAACAAAAUGUGCCUAGGAGUCGGAACUCUUGAUCAUUUUUCGUAUUUUUUUCAGCUCCGUCACUUCAGUGGUACGAUCUUUGGAAAUACCAUUCAAAGCCUAAUGAACAAGGUUUAAGCUCGUUUUAAUGGAUAAAUCAGAUUUUAUGAGUCUUGAUCUUUCGUGAACGGAUUAAUUUCCAUGACUGAUAUUUUUGGUAAUUUUAUAUCGGUAUCAAUAGCAAGCGAAAAACGCGAGCCGCCAGCACAACCGAUAGUGCAAUCUUCACCUGGUCCGCUCCAGUCAAUAAUUCAAUUACCGCAGUUUAUUUUCCAAGGUGUUUACAUGUGCUUUAAUGUCGUUUUCAAAGAUCUUUGAAAUUGUUGCUGUUGGUAUUGUUUCUAAUCUCAUGGUAUUAUUGGGUUUUUGUUACAGUGCCUUACCCGGCCCCUCCUGCUGCGGGAUUUAGUCAAGGUGAGUUAUUUGGAGCCGUAUUGUAGUCUAAGUAAAUUGUCACAACAAGAUAAAAACUUGUGUCCAUAGUUACUUUGUGCUUUUAACAUAUUUUUUCAUGUAGCGCUUGAGUAAGAUCUGUGCUUAUUCUUUGCCAUCAGUGAACGUAUUAUAGGCGUGAAAGUAAUCAUAAUUAUGGGAGCUUUGACAAAGAAUUACUAACGUGCUAAAACGCUAAAACGUUUUUCAAGUAAAGUUGUAAGUAAAUGUGGAUUUAUGUUAGGCGAAAUUUUUAAACGAUUAAAUUCGUUUUAGUAUUUCGAAUUUUCCUUUUAUUAAGGGUCCCUGUUCAGAUCAUCUUCUCCAAUGAUGCACUAUGUUCCCAAAGUAAAUUAGGUCUCACUUUAUGAGAAAAUUGCUAAGUAAAAGCAGAGAAUUACCCUAUUAAUAGCUAGAUAAAAAAACCACAACCAUUUUUCUCUCAUAAAGAUCGCAUCGAACAGAAAAAGCCGCCAUUUGGUUGAUCUGAGAGCGCCAAUUACCCGCAAUAAUGUGUUCAGUAAAUUAAAGACGUUUUUUCGUUCUCUAUCUAAGGAUAACUUUUUAUGUCAUUGGAAGUUGGGUAAAUUUUCUUUACAGCUAGUUACCAGCCCCCUCCAGCUCCGGCCGCCUAUGCCCCAGCUCCUUAUGGUGAGUGAUAUUAUUUCUAACUUUUCUGGGUUUGUCUGUGAGUUGUUGAGUAAGAUUAGAGUGUCAAACGGCAAAAAUUAUCUCCAAUUCUGUUUACUUUCCUCACAAUGAUUUAUCGAUCUCUGAAGAGAAAUCGUAAAAGGAUUCCUUCUUCACUCUGAAUGUACAUCACUUUCAUGCCUACCCUAACAGACAACAUCAACUUCAAUAACUGCUGUUCACCGUGAAUGCAAUGCUUAACCUCUCUUAUUAUAAACGAUAAAUCUACUGGAUUUUAGCAUGACUAAAUCUCAUAUCAGUAAUAUCUAUCACAUUCUCAGCCCAGCCUCCCCCGGCAUAUGCCCCUGGUAUGGGAGUCCCGGAUCUCAUGUCAUCGAGUCCUUACAUGGCUCCACCAGACCCGUGUAGUCCGUGUAACACGUGUGCUCAAUGCUCGUUACCAGUCUGCAGCCCAUGUACUCACACCUGUCAACCUCUGACCUGCGCUCCUCGCAUCCCAGCUAGUUUACAGCCUCUGUGGCAACAGUGGAAUGAAAGGACUGCAGGUAACAUAUCAAUCAAAAUGUUUUUUUAUUAUUUUUUUUUCCGACGGUAUAGCUAUAUUUUUCUUCAAAGUCAUGGAAAUGAUGGCUGGCUUUUUUCGUUGAACACUUUGUCGUAUUACGUUCUAAGCUGCAUUAGCCCAAAGAGAAACCAUCAAUUGAUCACAAAUAUCCAAAUUAACUUUACCUUUCCAAGAAAUACAACGUCGUGUUCAUACGCCCACUUGAAAAUCUUUAUAUCUACAGCGAUACUAUUUGUCUUUUAUUUCAGACAUGAGUCGAAUGGAAAUGGCAGCGCUUAUUAUUUCGCCUCUUCCCAAACUUGCUGCUCCCACAAAAGCACCUGAAUCUGCGCAGGUGUCGGGUGGAGCUGAAGGCUCUGAGUCUGCGUCAGGUGAAACAACUUCUGACCUUGAUGAGGACGCUCUCUAUGAAGCUAGUAAGAGGUCUAAAAUUCAGCAGGUGAAAUCAAAACAGACAGCAAAGAAAGUAACUUUGGCAACGCAUAAGAAAGCUCAUAAGGAUGAUAGUGAACAAGGCUUUUUGCGAAGCAGUGAUUUGUUGGUUUCGUCAGGAGAUGCAAGCAGCGGCUCAUCUUCAUGAAGUUGGAGGAUAAAAAAGUUGCAAAAAACAGUUAUCCCUCUGAGUUGUAACUAGGAAUGUUGCGUGACACCUAAGUGAAAGCCCGGUGCGUUACUUAAUUUUAAAGAACUAUUUUUUAAGUCAUGAAAAUAAUUCGGGAGGAAUACAGAAACGAGAAGACUACGAUUUAAGAGGUUUUUAUGAUGUCCUUGAAAAAGUGCAAGUUUGCAAUGACAACAUGAACUUAGAGUAAACACUGUUUUGGAACAGUGGUACUGACUUAGUUACAGAUUUAAUGAUUAUUUUUUCCCUCUGAAUCUUUUCGUCUCACAAUUGUUGGUAGUUUAUAGUAUUUGUAGGACUCUGCAGGAUAUUCUGUCCAGCAGUCAAUAAUAAGUGAUUCUGUUAGCAUAAUAAGUUUUAUAAGCUUUGUAUGGGCUGUCGUGUGCAAUCCAAAUAAGGAAGAAUACUUCAAAAUUUCAGUUCUGAUUAGAGAGGAUCAACUGGAGAUGUCAUUCAUGCGUCGUCUAGAUAAUCCUCGGAUUCUCUUGUGUGUAGUGAUACCUAAAGAUGUACAUUAACUAAUCAUGUGUCGCAAGUUUUGUUUGGAUAUUCGAUGCAGCGAUUUGUGUUUCUUCAACAAAGGAUUCAAGCGACUCCCUUGUCACGUGCAGCAUGAUCCCUUGGAGAACAGAUACCCUAUCAAAACGGAAAUCCAAACUGAGAAAGUGAUGCUUUUAAUUCAACAUUCCCAUUUCAAUAGCGCUCUUAGAUUUACACCAUAUAGACGUAUUUUUGUACACGAAGGUUCAGAUGUAUCGACAACGUUAACAGUAUGCUGAACUGCUGAAAUUUAGUUCAAUAUUAAAACACUAUCUACAUUUUCGUGUUGGCGAAAGUCUUGUACAUAUAGAUAAUGAGGUUAAAAAAAUGUUGGUCGGAAAACUG